Molecule: messenger RNA, 1494 nt
Organism: Rhizophagus irregularis DAOM 181602=DAOM 197198
Lineage: Eukaryota; Fungi; Glomeromycota; Glomeromycetes; Glomerales; Glomeraceae
Molecular function (GO): RNA nuclease activity
Source: RefSeq, a predicted model, not a curated record
CCAGUAAACCAGGCCAAAGAGAAGAAAUGGGGAGUCGAAAUAUGGUCUUGGCCUAAAGGAAUGGCUAAAACCUUUAAAAGCUUUCCUUAUGUAUCUUUGAAAGUCCAUUAUUUGUCUUUCGUAUAUAUCGCCAGAAAACGUCCCCCGAAGGAUAAGUUUGUUCUUAAAAUUAGUGGUAAUAUAAUUAAAAGUUGGGAAUGGAAGGACGGACCGAUAAUGGAAUAUUAUUGUACUCGUAAAUUGUUGUGUCAGUUUUACUGGAUAAAUGACACAACCGCUCAUUUGUAUUUUAAAAGAGAAGAUCAGUUGCAAGAUGCAAGUAAUUGGUGGAAAUCGAAGGAUUAUCCGGAUAUGUUGGUAGAAAAGCUAGGAAAAGAUAUCAAGAAUGAUAAGAUGCUACAUGAAGGAAACCAUACCAACAUUCAAAACAACAUUGUUGGUUCUACUCCACAAGCGGCUUCAACACCACCUAAAGAAGAGUUGUCGCGGGAACGGAUAGAAGACCUUGGACUCGAUGUUAAAACUUUUUCACGAAAAGCUUUAAACAAAGAGAAGGGAGCUGAUGUACAUCUUGCUUGCAGUAUAAUGGAUGUCACUUAUUUCGAGAAUCCAGGUACAUUAAUACUAAUUACUGACGGUUCGAAUUUUUCUACCGCAAUAAAAAAGGCCAAAGAGAAGAAAUGGAAGGUCGAAAAAUGUUCCUGGCCUAAAGGAAUGGCGAGAGACCAUUAUAGGUCUUUCGCAUAUGUUACCGGAACAUAUCCCCUGAAGAGUAAAUAUGUUCUUAAAAUUAGUGUUGAUAUAAUUAAGGAUCGGAGACUGAGGAACGAGCCGAUAAUGGAAUAUUAUUUUACUCAUAAUUUGUUAUGUCAGUUUUACUGGAUAGAUGACACAAUCGCUCAUUUGUAUUUUAGUAGCGAAAAUCAGUUGCAACAUGCAAGUAAUUGGUGGAAAUCGAAGGAUAUGUUGAUAGAAAAGCUAGGAAAAGAUAUCAAGAAUGAUAAGCUGCCGCAUGAAGGAAACCAUACCAGCAUUCAAAACAAAACGGGCCAUAGUAUCCCUAGUACCUCUAAAAAAAGAAGACAGAUUCAUCGUUGAUCUUAUUAUCAACAAAUAUUUUUAGGUGUGACAUGUAACAAUACCCUAAUUAUUUUAUAAGUUUUAAACACUCUUUAUUAAUAGUAAAAAUUCGCGUAAUAGGGAUACAGGGCCAAACCCCGAAAUUUGCAAAAUACCGGGUACUGUGCGUAAUAUUAGUUAUAGAAAUGGUGUAAUCUAGUAUAAAUACACAAUUCCACUUUGUAAAACAAUUAUAAACAGUUAACUCUCCCCUUGGGAUCAUAAUGAAAAUUUGAAAAACCGUGCAUUUAGAGAGAAAAGAUAUAUAAUACGUGCAUAGAUAGAGAGGGUUGACUGUUUAUCUAUGUAUUACAGCCAAAUCAUAUAACUAUUUAGUAUUCGGAUAAUAAAAAAAUGUUUAUAUGUUGAUUUUUU